UCAUUUCGUGUCAGUGAGAGGUGCAGAGUGACUGACAGUUGAUCGUUAAAGCAAAUCUCCGAUCAUGGCGGAAGAGAAGCACCACCACCACCUCUUCCACCACCACAAGGACGACGAGGAACAGAAGACGGUCGAGGCGGUUACAUACUCCGAAACCGCCGGCGGUGCAGGAUACGGCAGAAAUGAGGAUUACGAGAAAGAGGAGAAGCAUCACAAGCACAAGGAACACCUCGGCGAGAUGGGCGCCGCCGCCGCCGGUGCCUUUGCUCUGUAUGAGAAGCACGAGGCGAAGAAGGAUCCGGAGCACAAGCACAAGCACAAGAUAGAGGAGGAGAUCGCGGCGGCGGCGGCGGUGGGGUCCGGCGGGUACGCAUUCCACGAGCAUCAUGAGAAAAAGGAAGCUAAGGAAGAAGCUGAGAAGGCUGAGGGAAAGCAUCACCACCAUCUCUUUUGAAAUAUACGUACGAACGCAUAUACACAUACAUACAUACAUACAUACAGCUCUAUACUGUGUCUCUGUGUGAUGUGAUAUUUAUUUUUACUUUGAUAAAUAAGCAAGUGAAGUUUGGUGUGUGUAUAAUGUUAAGAUUUCAUAUUAAUAUUUGAACCAAUACAUACAUACAUGUAUAUUGAGGCUAACAGUUGUUGUAAUAAAUAUUUAAAAUAUCUUUA
Messenger RNA from Andrographis paniculata, 672 nucleotides. RefSeq names its product abscisic stress-ripening protein 2-like. NCBI's taxonomy places the organism in Eukaryota, Viridiplantae, Streptophyta, Magnoliopsida, Lamiales, Acanthaceae. The coding region runs from base 65 to 454 and encodes 129 amino acids. The transcript has 2 exons. The record is from RefSeq and is a predicted model, not a curated record.